This is a messenger RNA of Gadus chalcogrammus (walleye pollock), 2697 nucleotides long. RefSeq names its product kelch-like family member 40b (gene klhl40b). The record is from RefSeq and is a predicted model, not a curated record. Gene Ontology annotation, molecular function: protein binding. The transcript is spliced from 6 exons. NCBI's taxonomy places the organism in Eukaryota, Metazoa, Chordata, Actinopteri, Gadiformes, Gadidae. The coding region runs from base 156 to 2003 and encodes 615 amino acids.
CACAGGCUCAGCUGGUCUGUUGGUUGGCUCAUAAGAGACGGACUCUGCCUGGGGACGCCUCUCUCUUUCUCCCUUUCUGUCUGGAGCUAGGUCCAAAGGAACCAGGUGUAGAUCAGCCACCACGCGAAGGGUUCCCCUCUCUCCCAACAGGAACCAUGGCUCUCCCCAUCAACCCCACAGACGAGCCCCGUCUCUACCAGCAGACCCUGCUCCAGGAUGGCUUGUCUGACCUGCUCGAGAAUGCCAAGCUGGUGGACUGCGUGCUGAAGAUCAAAGGGAAGGCGUUCCCCUGCCACCGGCUAGUGCUGUGCGCCUGCAGCGCCUACUUCCGCGGGAUCUUCCUGUCCGACCUGGACGAGAGCAAGAAGAAGGAGAUUGUGCUGGAGGACGUUGAGCCCGGCGUGAUGGGGCUGGUGCUCAAGUACCUCUACACCUCCAACAUCAACGUGACGGAGCAGAACGUCCAGGACAUCUUUGCCGUGGCCAACAUGUUUCAGAUCCCAUCCGUGUUCACCGUGUGCGUGUCCUUCCUGCAGAAAAGGCUGAGCUUCAGCAACUGCCUGGCUGUUUUCAGGCUUGGCUUGAUGCUGGACUGCCCCCGGCUGGCCGUCUCUGCGAGGAACUACGCCUGCGAGCGCUUCCAGUUCAUCAGCAAGGACCAGGACUUCCUCCAGCUGGGGCCCAGCGAGCUGGCAGCCAUACUGGCCUGCGACACGCUGAACGUGGAGACGGAGGAGACGGUGUUCGAGUCUCUGAUGAAGUGGGUGGCUGAGGACGUGGAGAACAGAGAGAAGGAGCUUCCCAGGCUGCUGGACUGCGUCCGCCUGCGUCUGGUCAGCGAGGAGUACCUUAGGGAGAAGGUGGAGAAACACAAACUCAUCUGCUCUUCUAAUCAGGAAAUAGAGGAGAUGCUUCAGUUAGUGAGGGACGCCCACUCCGGAAAGCUUCCAGAGCUUAAACUAAUCAAAGGCAAGAAGGGAGAGGCACACGAAGAUGGACAAAACGGAGAGGAGGAGGAGCAGGAAGAGGAAGCCCUCCUCCCAGGCAUCCUGAACGACAACCUGCGGUACGGUAUGUUCCUCCGAGACCUGAUGUUCCUGGUCAGUGACACGGGUGCGGUGGCCUACGACCCCGCUGGGAACGACUGCUACGUCGCAUCGCUCUCCACGCAGAUCCCCAAAAACCACACCAGCCUGGUCACCAAGGAGAACCAGAUCUUCGUGGCUGGUGGUCUGUUCAUAGACGAGCAGAACAAGGAGGACCCCAUGUCAUCCUACUUCUUACAGUAUGACCCUGCAAAUGCUGAUUGGAUCGGCAUGCCGCCGAUCCCCUCCCCUCGCUUCCUGUUUGGGCUCGCCGAGGCCGUCAGCUGCAUCUUCGUCCUGGGAGGGAAGGAGCUGAAGGACCAGGAGCACACGCUGGACUCGGUCCUUGUCUACGACAGACAAUCUCUGAAGUGGAGUGAAUGUGAUCCCACCCCCUACCCCGUCUACGGCCAUGCCACCGUGUCCCACAACGACAUCAUCUAUGUGAUCGGAGGCAAGGAAGACAGCAAGAAGUGCCUGAGCGCCAUGAGUGCGUACGACGCCCGGGCCCUGCAGUGGAGGGACCUGGCGCCUAUGAGCUGUCCCCGGUCGCUGUGCGGAGCCACGGUGCACCAGGACCAGAUCUAUGUGGUUGCGGGGGUGACGGACACGGGGCUGACCAGCAGCGUGGAAGUGUACAACAUCUCCAACAACCAGUGGUCGGACAUGGUGGCGUUCCCUCAGGAGCGCAGCUCCCUGAGCCUGGUGUCCAUGGCGGGGUCGCUGUACGCCGUGGGGGGCUUCGGCAUGAUGCCCGUGGAGGACAGCGACGAGCUAGUCCCAAAGGAGAUGAACGACAUCUGGAGGUUCAACGAGGAGGACAGGAAGUGGAUGGGCGUCCUGAGGAACAUGCAGUAUGCUGCAGGGGCCACCAUCCUGGGGGUCCGCCUGAACACCCUGCGUAUGACCAAGAUAUGACCUCCUCCUCACCCCCUGGACCCCCAACCUCCUCAAACAGUAUCACACAUCUGGGCUGGUCACUCUUUCAGAUAGUUAACAGGAUCCCACAGGACAUGAAUCUCAUAAUUAGGCAAUUAGGCAAGAUGUUCUAAUGCUGACUCUAUUUACAUUGCUGUACUGGUUUACUGUAGUUAAUAAUUUGCUUUGAUUAUACUUUUAUAUUUGCUUGCUUUUAUGUUAAAUAUAUAAAUACUGGUAGUUCUCUUCUGACCUUGGUUGCACUGGUCUACCCCUUUAAGUCAUAUGUUGCUCUUGGUAGAAUAAAACAAUAUUCCAACAGGAUGUUGCAGUAUUAUUCUACAACUAGAUGGCAGUAUACCCGUUAUUGCUUCUGUAAACUGGUAAGGUUACUGCUAACCCUAACCCUUUGAAUCAAAAGGUCAUUCACAAUUCACAGCAUAUAAAAAUAACAGAACACACCCAGUUUUGCAAUAAUAUAUCUUUACUGUUUAAUAUUGAAAUGUUGCUCUCCUGUGUUACAGAUGGUGAACACUAGUCAAUAAUACAAUUAAAGACAGAAAACACAGUCUAAUGUUAAUAGCACCCCUAGACACUAAAGUCUGCGUUUUAGUAUGUGUUAAUAUAGUCAACAACUACUACCUACACAUGGCCUUUGUAUAAGACAUUGUUUACAUUAUAAUGUGGAGAAUUG